GGAGGACGCCGACCGGGCCGCGGGGGAGGGGACCGGCCGCAGCAUCUGGCUACACACCUGCUCCUGCUUAACCCUGUGCGUGCUGGGCGAGCUCGGUUGGCGGGGGCGAGCUAACCAAGACUCCAGCUGGGGGACACCUCCCUUGGGCCCUUGGCCAGGUUUGGAGAUCUCCAAGAAUAGGAGCAAAAGGGAUCCCUAUAAAGACAGAGCUUCCGAUGCGCCUAGCUGUGCCCUUGGCCCUGCGUUGGGACCCCGGUGGGACGCAGCAGGCUGUAGAACAAAUCCGAGUGGCCUUUGGGGGAGGUGAAGACUCCCUGGCGUCCUACGGCCGUUCUGGGAAACCGGCCUUCCGGAGGCGUUGUGGCGCCCAGGGCCAUGCCAGGCGGGGCAGCUCUGCACAGGGCACAGCCCAUCGCGCGGCGCGCUUCCCAGCUCGGCGCUGCAGAGGAAAGAUGGGUGAAUUCCAUCUUCAAUCCUGUGCCCAAGAUCCCACCCGUGGAGGACAUUUGGGACAAAGAAAAGGAAGAGGAGGAGGAGGAAGAGGAAGAGGAGGAGGAGGAGGACACCGUAGACCAAGAACAAGAGAAAGAAGAAGCAAACAGGAUCAAGGCCCUCCUCGGAGUACCCAAGCAGGACUCGGUGUGGGGCCUGAUGGCUUGGCCCAGGCACCCUCCAGAGCCAGCCUGGUGGUGGGAAGACUUUUCCCUGCCCCCACUCCGGGGACCCCGCCUCUGCCGGUGCAGACUGAGGACAAAGAUGAGGCUCCACCCCCUGCCUUCCCUGACCUCCUGCUCCACCUCCAAAACCUUGCCCUCACUGGCAACCAGAGAUGAGCCCAGCUGGCUAAGAAACCAGUCUCUGACGGAGCCUCCACCAGCUACCAGACUGAAGACCCCCAAGGCAAUGCAAAGGCUUCAUGCCAAGGUCUCCCCUAAGAGAUCUACUGUCCCCAAGUCCGGGCGACAGCAGACCCCGAUGUCAAUGUGGCCUCCAAUUAUUUUAAACCCUCCCUCCAAGAGCUCUGCUCUUAAGGGACAACACACGUCCUCUGCCAAGGAGGCCUCCCAUACCCCAGGCGCCUGGAACAAUCCCUUGCCUCACCUUCCUUCAAAAUAAAUAUUUUUGUUACACCAGCAA
This is a messenger RNA of Peromyscus maniculatus bairdii (prairie deer mouse), 1137 nucleotides long. RefSeq lists its product as uncharacterized. NCBI's taxonomy places the organism in Eukaryota, Metazoa, Chordata, Mammalia, Rodentia, Cricetidae. The record is from RefSeq and is a predicted model, not a curated record.